Messenger RNA from Prunus dulcis (almond), 546 nucleotides. RefSeq names its product cucumisin-like. Lineage: Eukaryota; Viridiplantae; Streptophyta; Magnoliopsida; Rosales; Rosaceae. The transcript has a single exon. The coding region runs from base 1 to 546 and encodes 181 amino acids. The record is from RefSeq and is a predicted model, not a curated record. Gene Ontology annotation, biological process: proteolysis. Gene Ontology annotation, molecular function: serine-type endopeptidase activity.
AUGGACACUGGCGUGUUACCAGAUCAUCCUUUGUUUCGGGAUGAAGGAAUGCCUCCUCCACCAGAUAGAUGGAAAGGCAGGUGUGACUUCAACCAGACAGCUAAUCGCACAUUCGUCUGCAACAACAAGAUCAUUGGUGCAAGAAGUUUCCAAGUCUAUGACAACCUUUUACAGACUUCUAGUGCUCAACCAGUUGAUGAGAUAGGCCAUGGCACUCAUACUGCUAGCACGGCUGCUGGGAAUUUUGUGAGAGGUGCCAAUCUAUAUAACAAUGCCAAUGGCAUGGCUUCUGGCGUAGCGCCUCAUGCUCACGUGGCAAUUUACCAGGUCUGCUCUCUUGAUGAAUGUUCGAGUACUGAUGUCCUUGCAGGAUUUGAUGCUGCAGUCGAGGAUGGUGUCGAUGUGAUUUCCAUCUCCAUGACCUCUCUAAAUGUCGGUCAACUGUUUGAAGACAGUAAUGCAUUGGCUGCUUUCAGUGCAAUGCAAAGAAGAAUUUUUGUGGUUUGUUCGGCUGGGAAUUCUGGCCCAUCCUCCAAUAGUGUAUAA